AAUGUAGUGCGGCGCCUAUCGAUGGUAUCUCAUCUCUAGCUUGAGCUAAACUAAACAGACUAGGAUUUAAAAACAUAAAUAAGCUAAAUUUAUAGAUUUGCGCCUCAGAAUCAUGGUCGAUCCGAAUCGCAAGAUCAACCGUCUGGCUGAUAGGGACAUCAGCUUUCUGGAGGAGUGCGAGUUGGAGUUCACCGGGCGCUUCACAGACGAUGACCCGGAGUUUAUGGCGCACUGCAGCAAACCUUUCCCGGAUCCGCCAAUCGUGGAAAACUGGACUGGCGGAGGUGGUGGUGGAGGCGGCGGGGGCAGCAGCGGAAGGGACGCUGGCUAUCCGUACAAGAACCACAAUCGCUUCAACGGACACCAUCAACGAGGUGGUGACAGGGGCUGGCACCGGCGCGGUGGAGGAGGGAAUUACAACCACCACGACAGAGGAUUUAGAGACAACCGGCGCAACAACAGAUACGACAACCGCGACCGCCGGGAUCGCGGUGAUGGUGAUGGGUCUGGUGGCUACAAGCGCACCCACGAUCGCCGCGAUUCUCCAAACAACGAGCCGCCAAUGAAAGUCCGUCGCGACUACGGAAACUUUGUGCCUGCCUCCAAGGAUUAGCUAUAGAGUAGAUAAGAAUAUUCCCCAUAUUACAAUCAGUUAUGCACAUUUAA
Drosophila ananassae is the source of this 666-nucleotide messenger RNA. RefSeq names its product RNA-binding protein cabeza. Gene Ontology annotation, molecular function: RNA binding. The coding region runs from base 113 to 613 and encodes 166 amino acids. Lineage: Eukaryota; Metazoa; Arthropoda; Insecta; Diptera; Drosophilidae. The record is from RefSeq and is a predicted model, not a curated record. Gene Ontology annotation, biological process: RNA 5'-cap (guanine-N7)-methylation. The transcript is spliced from 2 exons.